CCGUUAUAAAAGCGUCAUGCUCUCGCCGGCUGCGAUCGUGGCGGUGGUACAGCAGCGGUGGUGGAUGUAGAAGACGCCUGUUCUGCUGCUGUCGCUCUCCAGCUCGACAGUCCACAUACGCUUCGGCAGCCAAGAGUUGGGAAGCCGCAACGACGCUGUCAACAGUGUCACUCGCGUUUACUCGUGCUUUUAUUGAAUGAACUUCUACGCCCAACCGCCAGAGUCGCGACAGCAUGACGCUCCGGUUUUCUGACGUCAUUUGUUUCCACAUCGUGACUACUUUCGAUGCGCGGGCGGAAUAAGACGCUAAUCACACGAGCCCAAGUCCUUCUCGGAGUGCGCACUGAUACCAAGGUUUACUGAUACAGAGCUGCCCGCCACGGAUUGGGAGCUGCUGCAUCCCGCCUUUAUUGCAAACCGCGCAGCCAAGACUUGGCUCGCUCGGAGUCAGUAGCGAUGUCGACGAGCAAGUUUCGCCUGGCGCUUCUGCAGCUUGCGGUGACAGCCAACAAGACGGAAAACCUCCAAAGAGCAAGUAAGCUGAUAAGAGAGGCGGCUUCGGCGGGAGCCAAGGUACUCUGCCUCCCGGAAUGUUUCAAUUUCCCCUACGAGCCCAAGUCCUUCUCGGAGUACGCAGAGACGAUUCCCGGACGAUCGAGCGAGAUGUUGUCGAGAUGCGCCCAAGAAAACGGGGUCUACCUCGUCGGAGGUACGCUGUCCGAGAAGGAGAACGGCAAGCUCUACAACACCUGCCUGGUCUACGGACCGGACGGUUCGAUGCUGGCCAAGCACCGCAAGGUUCAUCUCGGUGGCUUUAACAUUCCCGGCAAGCUCGUCUUCAGCGAGUCGGACUUCUUGACAGCGGGCAACGGGCUGACCACCUUCGACACUCCGUUCUGCAAAGUGGGGGUCGGCGUGUGCUACGAUAUCGCGUUCCCUUCCUUCUCUCAGCUGUACGCGCAGCUCGGCUGCAAGUUGCUCUUGUAUCCAGGGGCGUUCAACUUGGUCACCGGUCCGCAAUACUGGAAGUUGCUUCCUAAGUGCAGGGCGUUGGAGAAUCAGGUUUACUUCGCUUGGGUGUCACCUGCGAGAAACCAGGCAGCGUCGUGCGUGAUCUGGGGACAUUCGAUCCUGGCGGAUCCUUCCGGCGCGGUGGUCUGUUCGGCCGGGGCUGGCGAAGAACUGCUGCUUGCUGAGGUCGACUUGGAUCACCUGGCCACUGUGAGAAGCCAGAUGCCCAUCGAGGAGCACAUGAGAAACGAUCUGUACAAAGUGGUAGUUUGUACGGACGGAGAAGCAAAGUCUCUCUGAAGACUGAUCAAUGGCGUCGGCGAGUCGGUGACCUCACGCUUAUCAGCUUUGCCAGGAAAAAGCCCCGAUAACACUGAUAACCGUCGCUCCUGCGCUCUGCGGGCUAUUUCGAGCGCUGUCCACGCGGAAAAGUCGUAUACAAUAAAAGAUGCACUGAA
Ixodes scapularis (black-legged tick) is the source of this 1469-nucleotide messenger RNA. RefSeq names its product omega-amidase NIT2. The coding region runs from base 457 to 1311 and encodes 284 amino acids. NCBI's taxonomy places the organism in Eukaryota, Metazoa, Arthropoda, Arachnida, Ixodida, Ixodidae. The transcript has a single exon. The record is from RefSeq and is a predicted model, not a curated record. Gene Ontology annotation, cellular component: mitochondrion. Gene Ontology annotation, molecular function: omega-amidase activity. Gene Ontology annotation, biological process: oxaloacetate metabolic process; L-glutamine metabolic process.